AUGAUGGGCAGCUUUGCAACCUUUGAGGCCGACGGACCUCCUUCGGGGCGUUUGGCAUUCUAUAGCUAUGCCGCUCUUCAACAUGUUCUCUCUGGCCCUCAUCUCCCUCAUUUCUCCCACACCAAAUUCGAGAACGCGACCUUGACUACGACCGCUCACCUCGGUGCUCUGAACGUCAUGCGCGUCACCGAUAUCGUGCGCGCCUCCAUCGCCGCCUUGCUGGCGUGCCUCGUUCUCGCGAGACCGCUUCUUCGCAAGAGGCCCGCCUGGUGCCGCGGCUUUGCACAAGAGUCUCUGUACUCCGCAGCCGCCCACCCUCCGCUGAAGAAAUCCUGGACAUUCUGGACCAUCUACCUUUUUGCAGUCGCACUUGCUGGCCUCGUCCAGGCUUCUUUGUCUCUUCUCGUGCCGCCGCAUCGCGUCUUCUCUGUCCUGGAACUCGUGCCGUCGCUCGUUGCUGUUCUCAUCACCGCCGCCGACCGGCCCACAAAGACCCCCAAGACGCUACUGUUUCUCUACUUCACCAUCCUUGCGUGCGGCGUUGUCUCGACAGCUUUCAGUUACAGGCUUUACAGGUCCAUCCCCAUGCUUGUUUUGGCGGAUCUCAUUGUCGCCUUGGUAGGCAUCAUCGGCAUCCUCGCCAUGCCGAUGCGGGACCCUUCUCUCGGCGACGAUGACGUUGCCCGUAAGGAGCCGACCGACGAGCUCCGUAGCCCCGAAGACAACCUUUCACUCUGGAGAUUCAUGACGGUAUCGUGGAUGGCACCGAUGAUCGCUAGGGGAUAUGAAAAGCAGCUACAUAAUCAAGAUGUUUGGCAGCUGCCCUUCGACUUCCAACACGAGCGGCUCCACGCUCUCUUCCAUGAGCUUCGUGGCUCUAUGACGGCCAAGCUAUUCUUGGCCAAUGGACUGGAUCUCAUUAUCCAGUCAUCCCUUGGAACCAUUGAGUGCUUCGCAGCUCUCUCCGUCCCUAUGCUGUUGCAGCAGCUCCUGCGGGCCAUCCAGAGUGGUCCCAGCAAUAUUGAGGUCUCUGUCUUGUACGCCAUCGCUAUCCUGGCUGUUCGUCUGCUCGCCUGUCAGGCAGCUGUCUUCCAGCUUUGGUUCUCCCGGCGUUGCUACGAGAGGUCCCGAGGCGAGAUGAUCACGACCAUCUACGCCAAGACUUUGUCUCGGAAACACUUUGGCCAGCCGGCUGGUGAGAAGAUGAUCGACGACGACGACGGCGAUGAUGAUUACGGCGACCAUGGCGACGAAGAGACAGAUACCGACGAUGUUUCUGCCGACACUGGUGGGCAAACCGGCCGCUUCAGCAGACUCCUGGGCUGGUUCCGUUGCGGGCACUCCGCUCGUCCUAGGUACCAGCGGCUGCAGAAGCCAAAAGCGCAAAGGCAGCCUGCCACCACCGGGAAGAUCCUGAAUCUCAUGAGAAACGACGUCUAUGAGAUUGCCCAGCGGUUCUGGGAGUUCCCCACAAUUGUCACGAAGCCGCUCCAGUUCAUCUUCUCAUUCGUCCUCGUGUGGCAGCUCCUCGGCUAUUCCUGCUUGUUCGGAAUGGCUUGUGUUGUGCUUGCUCAAAUGCUAAAUACCAUCUUCAUCACCCAACUCCUCAAGAACGAACGCGUACGCAGGGCUGCCACUGAUGCUAGACUGCAAUCGACCUCCCAGUUUGUCGAGGGAAUUCGGCACCUCCGGUGGUAUGACUGGCAAUCGAAAUGGCUGGAUAGCAUCAUGGCCACUCGACGACACGAGCUGCGCACCAGGGUCGUGACGGGGCUAUGGAGCAUCGCCAUCUCCACCCUCAACAUCACUUCCGGUACUCUCUUCCCUGUUGCCACGUUCUUCGCCUAUACAUCCAUUGCCGGCAGGACUCUGACAGUUGACGUGGCGUUCCCCGCUCUUUCUCUCUUUACUUUACUAGAGACCAGUUUCAAAGAGUUACCUGGGCUCAUCACCGUUCUUUUGAACGCAUCAAUCGCCAUGGGCCGUAUCGAGGAUUUCAUGAGCGAGCCCGACAAAGAAAGCAUCUUCUCCGACCACCUUACGAAUGACAUCAAGUUCACCAAGGCGACGUUUGCGUGGCCCGGAUAUGAGCAGCCGGUGCUGAAGAACCUCGAUAUCAGCUUCCCCCAGGGUCUUACCGUUGUGUUCGGCAAAGUUGGAUCGGGCAAGACAGCGUUGCUACAGGCGAUUCUCGGGGAGCUUGAUCGGCAUGCGGGCGAAGUCAUCAUCCCAACCGAACCCAUAGGAUACUGUGCUCAAAGUCCCUGGCUGCAGCACAUGAGCAUCCGUGAUAAUGUUCUUUUCUCAGCGCCUUUCGACCCUACUAGAUAUACGCAGACGUUGGAUGCCUGUGCGCUGCUACCAGACCUGGCAAACUUUAAGCACGGCGAUCUAUCGGACAUGGGCGAGAACGGCAUUGGCCUGUCAGGUGGCCAGAGAGCGCGUGUCGCUUUGGCUCGCGCGGUAUACAGCCAGUCUCGCGUGCUGCUGCUGGACGAUCCCCUCGCCGCACUGGAUCACAACACCGCCGAGUCCAUCGUGAAGAAGCUUCUUCAGGGCCCGCUUGUGGAAGGCCGCACUGUAGUUCUCGUCACUCACAGAGUUGACCUUUGUAUUCACCUGGCUAGCCAGAUGGUAGAAAUUGUCGGCAACACAGCCCGGGUCCUAAACUCGCAAGAGGCGGCUGCGGAGGUUGCCAAGUUCCUCUCCCAAGAUGACGACACCGCGGUGCGCCACGAGGAGCCAGAGCAGACACUCGAGGAGCAGCAAGACGCAGCCGUGCCGUCCAAGUUCGUCGAGGAGGAGCACCGAGCUCAUGGAGGUGUUAUGAUGUCGGUUUACUGGUGCUACAUCAAGGCCGGCAAGCUCAAGUGGUGGGCUUUGCUUCUGCUGGUAUUCGGCUUGUUCAGAUUGGGCAGCCUCCUCAACUACUGGUUCCUGAAGGCCUGGGGGGAGGCUUACAAACACGAGACCUCGACGAAAGGGACGUCGGACGGCAUUGGUUUCUCCAGGCUUUUUGACAGACUCCCGGAUCCGAACACCGAUCUUGGCCCAUGGCUGUGGGUCUAUUUCGCCAUUGCCGUUGCCCAGGCUCUCAUCUACACCUUGUCGGAGGGCCUCACUCUGCUCAUGAUCAUAACGGCAGCAAGGGAUCUGUUCAAGAGGGUCAUCACAAAGGUCAGCAAAGCAACCUUUCGGUUCUACGACGUCACCCCUGUGGGGCGCUUGAUGAAUCGCCUCGUGUCCGACAUUGGCAUGAUCGACGGAGGCAUCAUGAGGCCAUUGCGCGAAGUCGCCAUACAGUCCAUCACCUGGUUCUCGAGCAUGGUAGUUAUUGCCUCCGUCACACCGCUGUUCCUCGUUUUCUCUGUCGGCAUGACCGUUUGGUUCGUCUACGUCUUUAUGCGCUUCUUGCCCACCUCUCAAAGCCUGCGAAGACUGGAGAUGGUCUCUUUGAGCCCGCUGAUGUCCAACUUUGGCAUCUUGCUCGAUGGACUGGCGACUAUUCGCGCGUUCAAGGCCCAGCAUCACUUCCAAAACAUGAACAUUGUCGUCACCGAUGCCUUCCAGAAGAUGGACCAUUUCUACUGGAGCCUCCAAGCCUGGCUAAUGUACCGAUUCGACGCCCUGUCGGCCAUUUCUACUUUCUGCCUCACCAUCGUCGCGCUCCACAAGGGCCUGUCGCCUGGUCUGACCGCUUUUGUCCUGACCACCGCGUCGGCGUUCGUCGAAGCGACCCACAACCUCUGCAAGCAGUACGGCACUCUGCAGAUGGACUUUGUCUCUGUCGAGCGUGUGAUCGAGCUCCUGGACAUCCCGGAGGAACCCUGUGGUGAUAUUACGCCUCCAACCAGCUGGCCUCACCAUUCGGACGACGUCACCUUCGAAAACGUCACUCUCAAAUACGCGCCUCACUUGGACCCCUCUGUGUCGGAAGCUUCUUUCACCAUUCCCGGCGGUUCGACUUGCGCGGUCCUCGGCAGGACGGGGUCUGGUAAGUCCACCCUGGCCCUCGCUCUUCUCGCGACUAUUCACCCUUCCGAGGGAGCCAUCCGCAUCGGGAAUUACAAACUGUCCAGCGUGGAUGUUCACGUGUGGCGACAGCGCGUGAGCUUCGUCGCCCAGGAUCCGGUGCUGUUCCCCGGAGCGCUGCGGGACAACCUGGACCCGCUGCACCAGUACACCGACACCGAGUGCAUUGUCGUCUUGCACCGCGUGCUCGGUCCCGGGUGGGAUCUAUAUUCGCGCGUCGAAGGCGGCGGGAAGAACUUGAGCCAAGGACAGCGUCAGCUGAUUGGUAUCGGCCGGGCCGUCCUGAGACGGAGUCCGAUCGUGGUCCUGGACGAGGCCACAGCUUCGAUCGACAAGGAGACAGCCGCAAGAGUGCAAGAAGUUUUGAGAAACGAGCUGACCACAAGCACGGUUAUCACCAUCGCUCAUCGACUAGAGGCCGUGCAGGACGCCAACUACUUUAUCCGUCUAGACAAGGGAAGGGUGGUUGAGCACGGGCCGACGCAAGGGCUCAACCAGUAG
This is a messenger RNA of Colletotrichum graminicola M1.001, 4533 nucleotides long. Its product is annotated as ABC transporter. The record is from RefSeq and is a predicted model, not a curated record. Bases 1 to 4533 code for a protein of 1510 amino acids. The transcript has a single exon. Gene Ontology annotation, cellular component: fungal-type vacuole; membrane. NCBI's taxonomy places the organism in Eukaryota, Fungi, Ascomycota, Sordariomycetes, Glomerellales, Glomerellaceae. Gene Ontology annotation, biological process: transmembrane transport. Gene Ontology annotation, molecular function: ATP binding; ATP hydrolysis activity; ABC-type peptide transporter activity.